Messenger RNA from Lodderomyces beijingensis, 1587 nucleotides. The record is from the annotation of a GenBank genome assembly. NCBI's taxonomy places the organism in Eukaryota, Fungi, Ascomycota, Pichiomycetes, Serinales, Debaryomycetaceae.
AUGCUCAGACGGCUAGGUCUCACGUAUAAACUGUUUUACCGCUCGAUGCAUUCCAUAGUAUUGGAUGAGCAGGAACUAAAGAUACGCAACUUGCUUGUCGACUACUGCAGAUACUACCAGGACAAUGGCGGAGUGCCGCUCACGUUGAGGAUCACCGGUGGUUGGGUUCGUGACAAACUCUUGGGCAGGGAGAGCCAUGACAUUGAUAUCGCGGUGGACCACCUCCUGGGGGAGGAGUUUGUUUCCGGGCUACAAGCGUACUUGAGGCAGCAUGACCCCGAGCUUUCGAUGCGACACGUCCACACCAUCAAGAUGAACCCGUUAAAGUCGAAGCAUUUGGAAACGUGCACGACCAAGUUGUACGAUGUAGACUUGGACUUUGUCAAUUUGAGGUCAGAGGAAUACUCGGACGAUAGCCGGGUGCCCGUGAUUGAGUUUGGCACUCCCGAGCAAGACGCAAUGAGGAGAGAUGCCACUUUGAAUGCACUUUUUUACAACAUGAACGACCUGAAGGUGGAGGAUUUCACAGGCACGGGUUUGCUGGAUUUGAAAAAUGGCAUUUUGAAAACACCAUUGCCACCAGUGCGGACAUUUUUGGACGAUCCGUUGCGGAUACUUCGGUUGAUCCGGUUUGCGUGCAAAUUCAACUUUGUCAUUGAGCGCUCCACGUUGGAGGCAAUGAUGGAAAUCCACAAUCAAAAGGCUCUUCUGACCAAGAUAAGUAAAGAGAGAAUCGAGAUCGAGUUGCGCAAGGCCCUCGUGAGUGCGAACCCGAGCUACGGAUUGCGGUUGAUCUACAACUGCAACUUGGUGGAGAGUUUGUUUUAUGUGGAAGAGUUGGAGCAGCAGUUUGACAGAAAUGCCCUUAAAAGUUCAGUUGACAGAAUCCCGCACCACCUACAAGCAGCCAGCGCCAUUUUCCCGUAUUUCGAGCAAGAGGUCAGCUCCACAACGGUGGAAAUGCUGCAGGCGUACCGAGAUUUCGACGACGACUUUAAAUUCAACUUUUGGCUCUCGAUGAUCUUGCACCCGUAUUCCGUUGUGCCACGAGUCAAGAACAAAGACGUCUAUGACCAGCUCCUACGCAUGGGGUUGAAAUGCAAAAAAAGCGAUAUACUCAAAAUCACCGCGAUCAACAUGGCCGACAGGCUGCCGAUUGACAGUUUCUUCGAGACCAGCGUCAAGAGGUCGGACUUGGGGCUAUAUUUGAGGAAAUUUCCCGGGUUUGCCGAUCUCAACUUGCUCGUGCAAUGUUUCAUCGACUGCAUCCACGGCGUGCGAAUAGAAAACCCAUUACCAACAACCCCGGAACCUGUAUCAAUCCCAAAUGAGCAAAUAAACUCGAUCAAGACGACAAUUGCAAAAUACGAAAAGUUGUUUGCGGCAGUGAAAGAGCUCAACCUUCGAGACGUGCAUAAUCUCAAACCAUUGCUCGAGGGAAAGACAAUCGCCAACGAACUAGGCAAGAAGCCAGGCCCCUGGAUGAAACCUGUGACGGAUAAAGUAUUUAUAUGGCAAUUAGAUAACCCCAAUGGCUCUGCCGGCGAGUGUUUAGAAUAUAUAAAAUCGCAUUGCUGUGCGUCAUAA